AUGCUGCCGCGGGAGGCGGUGGUGGCGCAUGUGGGAGCGCUUCGGGAGGGGUCUGCGGAGCUGCGGGAACUGCUGGCACUGUUGCCGGAGGGCGUGCGGCGCGACCGCGGUAUGCUGCUGGAGUGCGUGCGCGGGCCGUUCUUCACACAGGCGGUGGACGGGCUGUCGCGACAGCUGCGGGCGCGCGAGGCCGCGUACGGGCUCGCGCAGGCGCUGCGCUACCCGUACCGCGGGGAGGGCGUGAACGGCUUCCUGGACGGCGUGCGGGAGCAGGGGCGACGCGAGCGCGCGGAGCGCGACGGGGCGGAACGCGAGUGA
Eremothecium gossypii ATCC 10895 is the source of this 318-nucleotide messenger RNA. RefSeq names its product AER099Cp. The coding region runs from base 1 to 318 and encodes 105 amino acids. NCBI's taxonomy places the organism in Eukaryota, Fungi, Ascomycota, Saccharomycetes, Saccharomycetales, Saccharomycetaceae. The transcript has a single exon. The record is from RefSeq and is marked provisional.